Molecule: messenger RNA, 4275 nt
Organism: Syngnathus acus (greater pipefish)
Lineage: Eukaryota; Metazoa; Chordata; Actinopteri; Syngnathiformes; Syngnathidae
Gene: git2b
Product: G protein-coupled receptor kinase interacting ArfGAP 2b
Exons: 21
Coding region: 174-2390 (738 amino acids)
Biological process (GO): regulation of ARF protein signal transduction; brain development
Molecular function (GO): protein binding; GTPase activator activity
Source: RefSeq, a predicted model, not a curated record
AAACGGAACGGUCCCAUCUCAUCUUUGUUCAACAGUAGGCAGGGCAGAUGGGCAAGAGAGAGUUGUUGCUUUUUUUCCACCAGCCAUUAUCGACUGCUGCUCGACUGGCUCAGUAACGGUCGCCAACUAUUCUUCUGGUUUGUUUGUAUAAUAUAAUAAGCAUCUAAAAGGGGAUGUCAAAGCGAGUGCGAAGCAAAGAGGUCUGCGCGGACUGCAGCGCUCCGGAACCUCGCUGGGCCUCCGUCAACCGGGGCGUGUUGAUCUGCGAUGAGUGCUGCAGCAUCCAUCGAGGUCUGGGACGACACAGCUCCCAAGUCCGACAUCUGACCCACUCUGUGUGGCCCCCUUCCCAGUUUCAGAUGGUGCAGACACUUUACGGCAAUGGAGCCAAUUCGAUAUGGGAGCACAGCCUUCUGGACCCCUCAUCCUCAACUAGCGGCAAGCGUAAAGCCAAUCCUCAAGACCGUGUUCAUCCCAAUAAGACAGAGUUUAUUAAGGCCAAAUACCAGAUGUUGGCGUUUGUCCAUCGCAUGCCUUGUCGGGAGGACGACAGCGUGACCGCCAAAGAUCUUAGCAAGCAACUGCAUUCCAGCGUUCGAACAGGGAACCUGGAGACCUGCCUGAGACUUUUAUCCCUCGGAGCGCAGGCCAACUUCUUCCAUCCGGAAAAAGGAAACACGCCAUUGCACAUAGCGGCGAAAGCGGGACAGUUGUUACAAGCCGAGCUGUUGGCUGUGUACGGAGCUGAUCCGGGAGCUCUCGACUCCAGUGGGAAGACUCCCAUUGAUUAUGCGAGACAAGCCGGGCAUCAGGAGCUGGCCGAGCGUCUCGUGGAGAUCCAAUACGAACUCACUGACCGCUUAACGUUUUACCUUUGUGGACGAAGACCAGAUCACAGAUUUGGGCAACACUUCAUCAUUCCCCAAAUGGCUGACAGGAAUAACAGUCUAGAUUUGUCCGAAUUUGCAAAAGCCGCUAAAAAGAAGCUCCAGUCUCUAAGUAACCAUCAGUUUGAGGAGCUUGCUAUGGAUGUUUACGACGAAGUAGACAGACGAGAAACGGAUGCAGUGUGUUUGGCCACUCAGAACCACAGCACGCUGGUAACAGACACCACGGUGGUGCCUUUCCUGCCGGUCAACCCAGAGUACUCCUCCACCAGAAACCAAGGUCGUCAGAAGUUGGCGAGGUUUAGCGCCCAUGAAUUUGCCACCUUGGUCAUCGAUAUUCUGACGGACGCCAAACGUCGGCAGUGGGGGAAUUCCUGUGACAGUCCCAAAGAGAGCGUGGAGCUGAUCCUGCAAGGGAUAAACAGUCGCCACAGCAGCGAGAGCCAAGACAACGACCAGCCCGACUACGACAGCGUGGCCUCGGAUGAAGAUCCGGUCCAAGAUGCCAUCCGCAGGGACAACGGCACUGAUGGAAGGACCAAGAGCUCCGAGUCAUCCGACUUGUCGGACGGAGGCCCCAUCACGGUGAAGGAGUUCAUGGACGUGAAAAGCGCCCUCACCGCCUCGGAAGUCAAAAUCCAACAGCUCCUCAAAGUCAACUGUCACCUGAGUGAAGAGCUGCGAGCCAUGCAGGGCAAGCUGAACUCCCUGCAAACGGAGAACACGACGCUACGGUGGCAUGCCCCCGCCGCGCCGCACCAGGUCCAGGGGCCCGCGGGCCGGCGCCAGACCCGAGGCGUGCGCGCCAUGUCCAUGUACGAGACGGGCUCCAUCCCCAGACAGUCCCCCCACCGCGACGCCACCGCUCGGCGGGAGGACGGUGUCGUUUUACAGCCCUUCCCCACCAACAUGGGGAGGGGUCCUUUGGGAACGGCCGCUUCCUCCCUCCCAUCCUUCCCCUCUUCCCUGUCCUGGUCACGGGACGAGAGAUCUCGAAGGGGCUGCAGUUUGGAGGCAUACAGUGCCAUGCUCAACUGUGAGACUGCACCGAGCCACUGUGAACCAGAAUAUAGCGGUGGCCCCCUGGCAAACUCUGAGGGGGCCGAGGGUGAGACGGAGCGCGAGGAAGACGCCGCCGCCCUUCCGUGCACGGAGGACGUCAUCUGUAAGACGGAGCAGAUCACCAAGAACAUUCAGGAGCUUCUGAGGGCCGCCCAGGAGACCAAACACGAAAGCUUCCUCCCGUGUUCAGAGAAAAUCUGUGUGGCUGUGAAGGAGAUGGCCGCUCUGUUUCCCAAGAGGCCGUCCUCUGAGACGGUUCGCAGCUCCCUGUCGCUGCUCACCUCCAGCGCCAGCCGCUUACACGGCGAAUGCCGCGGCCCGUGCCCUGCCGCCGCCGCCGACGUCCAGCUGGUCACACAACAGGUCAUCCAGUGCGCCUACGACAUCGCCAAAGCCGCCAAACAGCUCGUCACCGUAACCACCAAAGAGAAUAGCAACUAGCCAGAAUCCCCUCCAGCCCUCCCCCCAAAACGAUCAUUUCACGUCCUAGAGAAUUACAUUCCUUUAACUUGGGAAAUUGAACAGUAUUUAUUCAUAGCUUGAUAACGAACAGUGACCAGGGGUUCACAAACUUUCAGUUCCGGCGGAGAAAAACGGCAAGUAAACCGAACUACCAAAUGUGCCAUAGGAAUUGAACAGGUGCUUAUUUGUGAGAGGUGAAAAACGUCAAUGUUAGAAAGAAUAGAAUUACUUUUUUUUUUUUUUUUAAGAAAAUGUUUAAUCUUACGACAGUUAAGUCACAUUUUUUCCGACGUUUUGAAAAUGAUACAACGCAAUCUUUUAUGGAGAAUUGUUUACGGACCCUAGUUUCCAAACCCCUGGUUUUAGAUGGAGAAUAGGUUACCUCACAACUGCAGCAGCUAGCGAUUAGCAUUCCACUGAUAGCAAUGGCGUUAUUUCAUGGAUUUGUGGCUAACCCCAGUUUCAACCCUUUGCUACAAAGCAGGGAGAAUAUAUCGCCAUGGCAACUACGAUAAACCCUCGCUAUUUGUGGGGGAUAAGAGCAGAGUCCGUUUGCGAAUAGCAAACAAACGAGCGGAGAAAUUCCUUAUUUUUGAAAAUGAAUAGUUCUAAACUAGGAUCCCAACAUAUUAUAAAGAUUUAAUUUUGGAAAAAAUUAAUUAAUUAUCAAUUAUCACCAUUUGUUAGCUUGUGCUUGUUGCAAUAUUCAGCAGAGGAAAAACAUGCGGUGAAGAUUCUCUGUAACUUUUGCUAACAAUCCAGGGAUCUUAAAGCUUCUUAAAGCAUGACGGACUGAGCCGGGAAUAGGUGAACUUUUCAACAAAGACCCCGGUUUAGGUUCCAUGGGAAAAUCGUGAAUAGGUGAAUUUGUGAAUAUCAGUCAGGGUUCACUGUAUCUUGCAUCAGUGUUUUCGGUACAGCCAUACUUCUGAAAGUGUGUGAGUGUGUAUACACGUGUGUGUUUGUGUGCGAGUGUGUGUGUGGGAGAUGUCCUCAGCAGCUCAUGUGAAAUCUAUAUCAAGUUAUGCAAAUGUUGCAGAACCUCCAAAGUGGAACACCUUAAUUCAGUUCAUAUUUUAGCAUUAUAGAAGCAUAACAAUUUGUAGGAAACAACUCAAAUCAACCUUUAUUUAGCCAAGGGGCAUAUUUCUUCAGACAGCACACCAAACGAAAGUGUCAAUUAGGGUAGAGUCAUUAUGCCUACUGCCCCCUUGUGGAAAAUCAUUGAAAUGUUCUGCCUGACACUAUAUGUUGCUGGCAUAGCUAGAUUGAACACAUUUGCUUAUUUGAAGUAACAAGUAAUUUUCAAAAUGGAAUACAAUCAAGCCGUUCCAAAAUUCAAAUAAGCUGAUUCUUUUUUUUUUUUUGCUCUUGAAUUGCACCACUUUGGUCCAACUGUGGAGGUUCCGCUGUGUAUAAAAAUGUAUGUAUCAAUGUAAUUAUCAGAUUUAAUCCAAAUGCUUUUGUUGUAUUUAUGAAAGUGCAUGUCAUACCUCUUGAAAAAAAUGACCAGCGUUUAUUUUCUCAAGUCCCCUUUAAGUGCUCUGAAGUGUUUUCAACGCAAAACCCAAACUAUUUGGAGCCCUAGUUUGGGAAACUCGGAUCCAGGUAAAUGCGCCCUUCAAUCAACUCUGAUCUAACGUGUCACUUUCAGUCCCGAAUGCCAGCGGUGGAAAAAGUAACAGAAUACCUCGGCCCCACGGAGCCCAGUUGGUCUAAGUUACAUUAAGUCUCCAAACAGCUAAGAGAUGCCAUUCAAUGUCAUCUUGCUUUGUUUAUGCACUGUAAUGCAAAGAAAACAUUGUCAAACACAAUUGUGUCCAACUAUGAAUAUAAAAUGUUUGCCUUUAACAGGUGCCAUCAA